AUGGCCCCCUCUGCCUGCUACUGCCUCCUCUACCUCCUGAUAGGGAGUCUGUCUGGGACCCCCUCCAGCUCCCUAGUUGAAUCAAGGAGCCCUCGGGUCCCAGCCUCCCCUCUCGCCUGCAGCUCCGGUGGCCCCGGGGAGGUGGUGGAGACUGCAGAUGGGAGAUGCGAGUUCCCGGGGCCGUGGCUGAGCUGGUGGCAGGCCCAGGAGUCCUGUGACCAGCGGUUUGGCCACUUGGCACGGACUCCAGAUGUGGUCCUCGCUUCACGCCUGCCCGACCUCAUCUGGGUGGCCCAAGGAAAGGCCCCUCUACAAAGAGCCCCACGGAGACGCGCAGGAACCACGGCGGCGCUGGUGUUCGGGGAGAGGACGGCGGACAGGGCGGCGCGGCUGCGGGCACCCGUGCCGGCGCUGGGGGCGCUGACGGCGUGCCUGCACGUGCAGUGGGGGGCCGCCGCGCCCGGCACCCGCACCCACCCCGCCGCGCUCUUCUCUCCGGCGGUCCCCGCGCUGCCCCACGCGCUGCAGCUGCGCGCCUUCGCCGAGCCGGGCGGCACCGUGCAUGCCGCGCUCGUGGUGCGCGGGCACCACGCGCCCUUCCUCGUCGCCUUCCACGCGGAUGGCCGCUGGCACCAUGUGUGUGCCACCUGGGAGCAGCGCGGCGGGCGCCGGGCGCUAUUCGCGGACGGGCGGCGGCGCGCGGGUGCGCGGGGACUGGGCGCGGGCCAGCCGGUGCCACCGGGGGGCAUCCUUGUGCUGGGUCAAGAUCAGGACUCUCUGGGCGGUGGCUUCUCGGCGCGUGACGCCUUCAGCGGCAACCUCACCGAUUUCCACCUCUGGGCCCGGGCACUGAGCCCCGCGCAGCUGCAGCGGGCACGGGCCUGCGCGCCCCCCCCGCCCCCCCCUCCCCCAGGCCUGCUCUUCCGCUGGGACUCGGGCGCCCUGGACCUCACGCCCUCACUGCUGCCGCCGGUGCGGGUGCGCCUUCUCUGUCCGGCGCCCUCAGAGGAGUGCCCCACGUGGGAGCCAGCACCCCAUCCACCCAGGCCCUGCCUCUGCUGCUACCGCACAGAGCCCUAUCAGCGGCUGCAGGACGCCCUGUCAUGGCCGGGCCAGGAUGUUAUCAGCUGAGUCAACGCCUUGGCCAGCGCCAUCGUGCUCCUCCCCGACCCCCUCUCUGAAGCCCUCGGAGACCUGUCCCUGGCCAAGGCCUCCAGCUUCCUAGGAAUCCUGGCGAGAGUCCUGGCAAAGGAGGCAACUCCCCCGGGCCCGGCCGCGCUGCUGGCUGUCGUGCACUUCCUGAGGAGGGUGACAGCCCUUGCGGCUGGGGAGCCAGAGCCCUGGACAGGACCCUGGGAGGAGCUGGGCCGGGGCGUCCUGUCUGUGGCCAGCCUGGUCCUGGAGGAGCAGCUGGCUGGUGCGUGGCUGUCCGUGAGCGAGGUGAGGCUAACAGAGCGGGUGGGGCAGGGCCUGGACUCUGGGGAGCCUGUGGCCAUUGUGGCCAUCACCCUGGCCGUGUCCCCCCAUGACUACGUGGCCACGGGCCACUGCUGGCUCAAUGUGCACACAGACACCAUCUGGGCCUUUGUGGGACCCGCGCUCUUCGUGCUGACUGCCAAUACCUGCAUCCUGGUCCACGUGGUGAUGGUCACCGUGUCCCGUGCCCGCCGCCAUGCCCGCAUGCUGAGCCCGCAGCCCUGCCUGCAGCAGCAGGUCAGGAUCCAGAUAUGGGCCUCAGUGAAGCCCGUGCCGGGCCUGCCCUGGCCAGUCGGCAUGCUGGCGCACCUCAGCCCGGCCUGGGCCGCCGUGGGCCUCAGCUCCUUCCAGGGCAGGGGGCCUUACAUCUUCCUGGUCUACGCCGCCUACAAUGGGGAGGUCCGGAGCGCCCUGCGGAGGGUGGCUGAGAAGAAGGCAGCCAGGCGCUUGUGGCUGUGGAGUGACAGCAUCCAAGGCUUCAGGUAG
Messenger RNA from Eptesicus fuscus (big brown bat), 1962 nucleotides. It is a transcript of the gene ADGRD2, whose product is annotated as adhesion G protein-coupled receptor D2. Gene Ontology annotation, cellular component: membrane. Lineage: Eukaryota; Metazoa; Chordata; Mammalia; Chiroptera; Vespertilionidae. Gene Ontology annotation, molecular function: G protein-coupled receptor activity. The record is from RefSeq and is a predicted model, not a curated record. Gene Ontology annotation, biological process: G protein-coupled receptor signaling pathway.